AGCCAUUUUGGCUCAAGGCGCACCGCAGGGCGCUGCCCUGCCCACACACCCCUCUCCUCCGCCUCCCUCCUCCUCUCUUGCGCGGCCAUGGCGGUCGCGUCUCCAGAGCCACCCCCGCCGAGGAGAGGGAUCGUGUACGACAAGUGGCCUUUUCGGAUGGAUGUCGACGUGGAGUACCAGGACUGGGUGCUCGUGCUGGUCUGCCUACUGCUGGCGGCGAGCUGGGCGCUUCCCUGCAUGUGCGGCCACCUCCGGAGCCCCUUGGCCCAGUGCUUCUCGAAGUGGGUGUACACCAGGCUGCACGUAUUCUACUGCGGUCUGUUGUAUGUUAGCCUGAUCGUGCUGAUGUUCACUCUGGUGGUGCUGCCAGACUGGACGGUGAACUCGUUCCUGGAGUAUUUGGUACUCUUCGUCGUGUGGGUCCUUAUACACCUGCAGAAGAUGGUCACAUCGACCGUGAUUAUCAUUGCGUUUUACACCGUGUUUCGCUUCCGUGAGCGGCUCGCGCUCGCCUCUGGUUUCGAAUACCUCACCGUGUUCCACUGGGACUGGAGAGAUUAUGUCGGCUUUGUCGGCAGGAAGCGGCGCCCCAUCGAGGUUUUCAUCUGGAAAGUCGAGGGGCUGCACAGUUCGUCUGGGAAGGUGCUCAAAGCGAACGACCUGUACAUCGAGUGCCACAUGGGACACAACGAGCCCGUGCGCACACGCGUGCACAACAACGCUGGAAGCGGAUGCACCAUACAGCAGUCGUUUCAGUUGAACAUCGAUGAGAGCAGCAGACGUUCGCUGAUGACGCUCAUGGUGAGAGACCAGGCGCUCAUGGGUAGAUCGUCCGAGCUAGCGCGGCUGAUGCUCUCCACCCACGAGAUCUGCGGCAUCGAGGACAAGACGGGCAAGCGCCACCAGCUGUUCACGUACAGUGCCGAGCACUUCGUGGAGCUGAAGCUCUCGCCCGCCGGCACGAUCUGGGUGGCGAUCGCCCCGGUCGAGGAGGGGGACGCCGAAGAGCGGGCCCUGCUGAUGACAGAUGACGAGGAUGCCCUCGUGACCUGCUGAGGGGCUCCGAGGGGCACUGACCGCGACGGCCGUGACGUUCGCGCCGCCAGACUUGCUGACCGCUGUCUCGAGCGCCCUUCAAAAACAAAAGCAAAAACAGC
This is a messenger RNA of Prorocentrum cordatum, 1157 nucleotides long. The record is from the annotation of a GenBank genome assembly. NCBI's taxonomy places the organism in Eukaryota, Dinophyceae, Prorocentrales, Prorocentraceae.